Aspergillus oryzae RIB40 is the source of this 309-nucleotide messenger RNA. RefSeq lists its product as uncharacterized. The transcript has 3 exons. The record is from RefSeq and is a predicted model, not a curated record. The coding region runs from base 1 to 309 and encodes 102 amino acids. Lineage: Eukaryota; Fungi; Ascomycota; Eurotiomycetes; Eurotiales; Aspergillaceae.
AUGUCAGCAAAUAGUGCGAGUGCUCCUCGGACAAGUUGGCAGGACCAACUUAAAGCCCACUGCAAGAACCAUAAACUCGACGCACCCCUAUUUAACAUCUACACCGAACGACGAGGUGGUCGCACGGCUUGGACCUGCGUCGCCUCUGUCCAAGGGAGGCAGUAUCCGGCUCAAUUCUGGUACGACGGCAAUUACGUCAAUAAUGCCAAAGAGGAUGCUGCCGAAAAAGCCCUGAAUGUACUCAGUCCACAGCCGUCCCGUAAUAACACCAGUUACCCGGGCCAAAUGUAUGUUUGCCCGCCUCGCUGA